Messenger RNA from Rhipicephalus sanguineus (brown dog tick), 831 nucleotides. RefSeq lists its product as uncharacterized. NCBI's taxonomy places the organism in Eukaryota, Metazoa, Arthropoda, Arachnida, Ixodida, Ixodidae. Bases 1 to 831 code for a protein of 276 amino acids. Gene Ontology annotation, biological process: DNA integration. The record is from RefSeq and is a predicted model, not a curated record. The transcript has a single exon. Gene Ontology annotation, molecular function: nucleic acid binding.
AUGGCAGUCAUGAAGAGCUGCUUUGCUCGUUUUGGAGUGCCGUCAGUGGUGGUUGCCGACAAUGGACCGCAGUUUGCGUCAGAAGCUUUCAAAGAUUUCAGCAAAGCCUAUGGUUUUUCGCACGUCACCUCAAGUCCGCGCUACGCACAAGCAAAUGGAGAAGUUGAGCGGAUGGUGCGCAGGGUAAAAGAUAUGUUUCUGAAAUCUAAAGACAUCUAUCUGGCACUUCUGACAUAUCGAGACACACCCAGUGUAACAGGAUACAGCCCAACUCAACUCUUGAUGGGCAGGCCUUUGAAGACGACAAUUCCCAAGAUUGACGAGGCGCUAGCUCCGAAAUGGCCUUCCAUUUUUAAAGUGAGGAAGAAGGAUAGGGCAGCCAGGAAAAAGCAAGCGCGCAACUUCAACAGACAUCAUGCUGUUCGGGAGCUGCGACCCUUGAUGCCAGGAGAUGAUGUAUGGGUGCAAGACAUUCCUUGUGUCGCUAAGGUACUAAGCCCGGCACAGAGGCCUCGGUCAUACAUCGUAGAAACAUCAUCCGGAGUCAUCCAGCGGAACAGGAAACAUCUGGUGCCCUUUGACCCGACUUCAGGUGAAAGUACCUCGUCGCCCUCGGAAGAUCUACUUUCAGAACCGGUGGACGUGACAUUGCAGGACGAAUUGGGCGAUAGUACCCCGUCACCAGAGCAAGAACCAUUGGGCACGACUUCGUGUGAGGAGCGGAGAGAUCAACAGACUUACCGUACUCAGUAUGGCCGAGUUGUGAGAAAGCCUGAAAGACUGGACUUUUCAUUUCAGGCUGAGAAGGGGGAAUGUAGCGACCCCUACUGA